Messenger RNA from Malurus melanocephalus (red-backed fairy wren), 4178 nucleotides. RefSeq names its product tropomodulin-3-like. The coding region runs from base 145 to 1200 and encodes 351 amino acids. Gene Ontology annotation, cellular component: myofibril; striated muscle thin filament. NCBI's taxonomy places the organism in Eukaryota, Metazoa, Chordata, Aves, Passeriformes, Maluridae. Gene Ontology annotation, molecular function: tropomyosin binding. Gene Ontology annotation, biological process: muscle contraction; pointed-end actin filament capping; myofibril assembly. The record is from RefSeq and is a predicted model, not a curated record. The transcript has 10 exons.
CCUGUCCCCGCGGCUCCCCGCGCAUGCGCUGCUGUCGGGCUGGGCGAGCGGGGAGCGGCGGCCGCCAGGAUUUUUUUCGUAGAUCUGUUUAAGAAUUAAGACUUGGGUUUUGAAGCSUUUGAGCAACUUGCUGCUGCUGAAGUCAUGACCCUCCCAUUUCGAAAGGACUUGGACAAGUACAAAGAUCUCGAUGAGGAUGAAAUUCUUGGCAAACUUUCGGAAGAAGAGCUGAAACAACUGGAAACUGUUUUAGAUGAUCUUGACCCUGAGAAUGCGCUCCUGCCUGCAGGCUUCCGGCAGAAAGACCAGACUGCCAAAAAGGCCUCGGGUCCCUUUGACAGGGAACGGCUCCUGGCGUAUUUAGAGAAGCAGGCUCUGGAGUACCAGGACAGGGAAGACUAUGUGCCUUUUACAAGAGAAAAGAAAGGGAAAAUAUUUAUCCCCAAGCAAAAGCCUGUACAAUCUCUCACAGAAGAAAAAUUCUCUCUUGAUCCAGAGCUGGAGGAAGCCUUGACCAGUGCCACAGACACAGAAUUAGGUGAUCUUGCAGCAAUACUGGGAAUGUCCAACUUGAUAACAAACAAUCAGUUCUGUGAUGUAGUCGGAAGCAGUAAUGGGGUUGACAAAGACAGCUUCUCAAAUAUAGUGAAAGGUGAAAAAAUGUUGCCUGUUUUUGAUGAACCACCAAAUCCCACAAAUGUGGAGGAGACACUGCAAAGGAUUAAAAAUAAUGAUUCUCGUCUUGUUGAAGUUAAUCUAAAUAACAUUAAGAACAUACCAAUUCCAACGCUGAAAGAAUUUGCAAAAGCCUUAGAAACCAACACACAUGUGAAGAAUUUCAGCCUGGCAGCCACCCGAAGCAAUGAUCCUGUUGCUGUUGCUCUUGCAGAUAUGCUGAGAGUAAACACAAAAUUAAAAAGUUUAAACAUAGAAUCAAACUUCAUCACUGGAGUUGGAAUUCUGGCCCUGGUUGAUGCACUGAAAGACAAUGAAACGUUGACAGAGAUCAAAAUUGAUAAUCAGAGGCAGCAGCUGGGUACAGCUGCAGAAGUAGAAAUUGCCAAGAUGCUUGAAGAAAACACCAAGAUCCUCAAAUUUGGAUACCAUUUCACACAACAGGGACCUCGAGCUAGGGCAGCUGCAGCUAUCACAAAAAACAAUGAUUUGGUUCGCAAGAGAAGGGUCGAAGGAGACAUUUAGCAAAGUUGAUGUCAAAACUGUGGAGUCAGCACCAUGGGCUUUGGCAAUCUUGGACUACAUUGAUCUGGGUUAGAAGGGAAAAGACUGGAAACCCCAUUCCUUUUAAAGCAAAGCAAUAUAAUCAUCUGCUGGAAUGCAGCGUGGUGUUUGGAUGGAGACACAGUAACUGCGCCAGUCUCUGCACCAUAGUUUUUACUGGGUUUUUUUAAGAACUUCUUUUGUAUUUCAAGACUUUGGCUGUGCUUUCUACUAAAAAUAUAAUUGCAAAUCAAUGGUAUAAUAUUCUGUAGUCAAAGAAUGGGACAUUUAGGAUCAUUGGGCAGAUAAUGACCCAAUUGAAAAGUUUCUAAGAAAAUCUGGGGUGCGUAUUUACGUGGAGGGAUGUGUAUAUUCCUGAAAACAAUGCAUUAGUGAUAAGGGAUUCUUCACCCAGCAGCUGGACUUGUUGUGUAGAGCUGUUCAGCUUUGUUCAUGUGCACUGAAAUCUUUCACAGCAAUGUUAUUUGUAAUUCUAGUGGUUUAUUUCUUAUUAGUUCUUGAUACUGUGAUCAAGUUCAAAGACAUUCUUUUAAGCCAAAAAAAAGUAAAUUGGCAGAGGACUUCUCCCAAGAGAUUAGAGGGACUAACAGAAAGGUGGAAGCCUUGCAAAAGAAAAAGGACACCAAAUUAAAAGCCUUGCAAAAUGGGAGUUUUUCUGUUACACCUAAUUCCUUAAAGUGUUUUUCAAAGGAUCCCAUUACUGUGUCUUGCUCUGUAUCUAAACUGGAUGCAUUUUAAGACUGAUUUCAUGUGUUCACCAUUAUUUAGUGUAUAUUUUUUGUUUAAAAAUUUUUAUAUACAUUCAUAAGUAUCAAUUUCUCUACAAGUGGACAUUCGUAUUUUAAAUUCUGCAUAACUGUACAGGAGAAGCAGCCUUAACUGUAAGACCACUGAUUUACAUUGCAGUACAUUAAACUAUUUGUAGGUCAUACAAAUCUAACAGUUUUUACUAACGAAGUAACACUUUUCAGAAAGGUUUUUUUCCAUUUUCUGUAUGUCUUCAUGUUGAAAUACUACCUAAGACUUGCAAAAACUAAUCAAUAUGUAGUGUCAAAUCUCUGUGGUGUAGUAAUAUUAAAGUGUUUAAAAUUCUAUAAGCAAACUGAUAAGGCAACAAGAAUCACUUCAGCUUCUGUACCUAAUCACAGUAUACUUCUUUGAAAUAUGAAAAUCAAAAGGCUUUUUGGUGUAGGUCUGUUUGGACUGUCUUGUACUAUUUGCUUUGAGAUCACAAAAAUGUUCUAAAGGACGGCUUGGCUGUAUUUAUAGCAACAGAGAAUUCAACUGACAACUGUUUUCAUCCAAAGAUCAUAAUAUUCUGAGCAUUCAUAUGUAGAAAACAUGUUGGACUGAGAUUCUUGCAUCAGGUUCUACAGACUACAGAAACAGAGCAAGUCUCUGACACUGUGCCCACAUUGUCAUUUGCUGCAAAUCUUGUUUUGGAUCUUUAAAGACAUACUUUAUGGUGGAGGUGGCUUCAAAUUUUGCUGGAACUGUACAGAGAACUUUGAACUAUAGUGCUUUCAGUGACGAUGUGUAUAACUGGUUUAUACUUGUGGAAGACCUUUUUUUUUCCUGUUUCUAAAUCAGUCUUUUGUUAGAGUUACAAAUAAAUAUGUGCACUUUGGAAUUAAUCCAGUUAAAACCAAAGACUACACCUACUGUAAUCCCGCAACAACAGAAGUGUUCUGAUGAGUAACAAAAAGGGCUUUUUUUGGUCUGGGCUUUUGUAAAUUUUCAAGAACUUUUUAAUUUUGAAAUAAACUUUGAAAUCAUUCUAAUAAAAUAUGCAUACAGUCACAAGUUAAAUGUCUUUUUACAGACAGUGCUGUAUAAACAUGGCCAAAGCAUGUCAUGUGCUGAGUUGCCUAAAGCUGUACUUUACUUUUUAUUUGCUAGGCACUAUAAUCAUUUUGUGUCAAAAAACAGGUUGUAAUGUCUUCCUUCAUUUGUUGAAGGGCUGCAUGUUCACAGAAUCUGUUCACGUAUUAGGAUUCUAUGAUGACUUGUUUUAUCACUACCUAACACAAUUAGCAGUUAUCUCCUACAUGAAAAUGAAGGAGAAAAUUGAAAGGCUGGAUUAUGAAAAUUAUAGCCUAAGUUCCUUUCUUACUUUUACUAAAUCAAGUUUGGCUCUUUAUUUAUUUAUAUUCCAAUCAAAGGCAGGGCCUUUUAAGUUGCAGCUCUCAGGUGUCCUGUCACAGAUGAUAGUAUUGGUCGUUAAUCAGUGGUUUAGCUGUGUGGACAGCAGCUGAAAAUUUGACUGCUUGUUGGCUUGCAGGACAGAUACCUGACAGACUGGGCAAGGAAAACUUAGUUUUUUUUCUACAGAAGGCUUUAAUCAUUCAAAUURUUGCAAGACAUUUGGCAUGGUGCAUGGAACAGUUAACAGCUAUCACUCUUGUGCCUGCACUAUGUAUCCUUUUUGGAAUAAAUGAAGACAUUCAGCCUGUAGUSAGGAAUCUUCAAAAUUUUCAACAAGCAAGGUGAACAUUGAUCUAAUGUCAUCAAGGGUGGUGAGAUCCUGUGUAUGACUUCAUUGUGAGUGSAGGAGUGGUAUUACUUCCAUGACCAGUUACCUUAAACACAAGGUCUUUUUGUCCGAAAGGAUACUGUUUUCUUACUGAUUAUUUUUCAAGCUUAAUGCAGAAAUCAAAUGACCACAUAUAUUGAUUCKGUUGGUUCCAAGCUAAGCAUGGAAACAUAACCUGUAUUUCAGAGCAAUWACCUAUUUACUCUUGUAUUUUAAAGAAAUAGCCUAACUCUCUUUACAGCUUGAGUAAUCCUGCGUUUGUAAGCUACAAACGAACAACUCUUCAAUUUAGAUUUCCAUUGGGGAAACAUGUAUUGGGUAUUUUAGCAUAUCAGCACUAUAUGCUGUCAGAUUGUACAACAGUUACUAAGUUUUGGAUAAUUAAAGUACUGUAUUCUUGUUGUGC